Molecule: messenger RNA, 655 nt
Organism: Raphanus sativus (radish)
Lineage: Eukaryota; Viridiplantae; Streptophyta; Magnoliopsida; Brassicales; Brassicaceae
Product: 40S ribosomal protein S24-1
Exons: 5
Coding region: 114-515 (133 amino acids)
Biological process (GO): translation
Cellular component (GO): ribosome
Molecular function (GO): structural constituent of ribosome
Source: RefSeq, a predicted model, not a curated record
GUGUAGCGCGUCUUCUCUUUCUUUCACCCGAGCCGACGGAGGAACGAAUCGAACUCAAAAGCUUUGCAGAGAGAGAGAGAUCUUCGUUUAGAUCCCCUGGAGGAAUCGCGACAAUGGCGGAAAAGGCAGUGACGAUCAGAACCCGAAAAUUCAUGACCAACAGACUUCUCUCAAGGAAGCAGUUCGUUAUUGAUGUUCUUCACCCUGGAAGAGCCAAUGUUUCAAAGGCUGAGCUGAAGGAGAAGCUAGCAAGGAUGUACGAGGUCAAGGACCCAAACGCCAUAUUUGUUUUCAAAUUCAGAACCCAUUUUGGAGGUGGUAAAUCAUCCGGGUUUGGUUUGAUCUAUGACAAUGUCGAGAGCGCUAAGAAGUUCGAACCCAAGUACAGACUUAUCAGGAAUGGUCUUGACACCAAGAUCGAGAAAUCAAGGAAACAAAUUAAGGAAAGGAAGAACCGUGCUAAGAAGAUCCGUGGUGUUAAGAAGACCAAGGCUGGUGAUCCCAAGAAGAAGUGAGAGAUCACAAGCUAGUAUCAGUCAUUUUCUUUUCUUCAUAAUCGAACUUUUAUGUUCAUCUUAAAGUUCUUUGUUUGCAAUUAGAUUUUCUCUGCAACUAAGACAAUCUAAACAUAAUCAAAGGUUUUUGUUCAAUACUA